AGCUUGCUAGCUAGGUAACUAUUCAUUUUCUGGUCACAGAAAAAGAAGCAGACGGGACGGGACGGUGGGACAAAUCCCUGCGGAGACCAUGGCAGACGAUUUUGACAUUGAGGCUAUGCUAGAGGCUCCAUACAGAAAGGAUGAGAUCAAGUCCUCUAGCGCUAAUGGACAUGAGGAGCGCAGUAGUAAGAAGAAAAAGAGGAGCCACAGUAGGAGUAGUCGGAGCCCGAGCUCUGACAAGCGCAGAAGCAAGAGCAAAGACAGGAAGAAGAGCCGGGACAGGAAGAGGAGUAAGAGUCGGGAGAAGAAACGCAGCCGCAGUAAGGAGCGCCGCCGCAGCGGCUCCCAUAGCAGGGAGCGUGCCGGGCGCUACAGAGGACGCCGCAGCCCCUUUUUGGGGCCGAAAUUUAACGGUGGUCCAGGAGGGAAGAUUGGCCCACCAAAUGCCAACAAACUAAGUCGUAGGCGCUCAAGAAGUCGUAGUCCCUUCAAGAAAGACAAGAGUCCAGUAAGGCAACCAAUUGACAACCUGACCCCAGAGGAGAGGGAUGCCCGUACUGUGUUCUGUAUGCAGCUGGCAGCCAGAAUCAGACCACGAGAUCUAGAGGACUUCUUCUCUGCUGUGGGGAAAGUGAGAGACGUGAGGAUGAUCUCCGAUAGAAACUCCAGGAGGUCAAAGGGCAUUGCCUACAUUGAGUUUCUGGAGGCGAAUUCGGUCCCAUUGGCUAUUGGCUUGACUGGACAGAGACUUCUUGGAGUGCCCAUCAUUGUCCAGGCCUCUCAGGCUGAGAAGAACAGAGCAGCAGCAAUGGCCAACAACCUUCAGAAGGGUAAUGCUGGCCCCAUGCGGCUGUACGUGGGCUCUCUGCACUUCAACAUCACAGAGGACAUGCUGCGAGGCAUCUUCGAGCCUUUCGGAAGGAUUGAGAGCAUACAGCUGAUGAUGGACAGUGAAACUGCACGAUCCAAAGGAUAUGGUUUCAUCUCAUUUGCAGAUGCAGAGUGCGCUAAGAAAGCAUUGGAGCAGUUGAAUGGCUUUGAGCUGGCCGGACGGCCCAUGAAGGUUGGUAACGUGACAGAACGCACCGACUCCUCCACCGCCAGCUCCUUCCUGGACAACGACGAGCUGGAGAGGACGGGCAUUGACCUGGGCACCACCGGGCGCCUGCAGCUCAUGGCCCGGCUGGCAGAGGGUACUGGUCUUCAGAUUCCUCCAGCUGCACAACAGGCUCUACAGAUGAGUGGUUCCAUGCACUCCUCUUCAAUCCACUUCGGCAACAUGGCAGCUGGUACAGACAUACAAGCCAGGCUGAACCCACCACCUGAAGCUGUUGCCAACCCUGCCCUGAACCUGGGUCCAAGCAUGAACCAGGCCAUGAACCUCCCAACUCAACCACUGGCUACACACUGCCUACAGCUGUCCAACAUGUUCAGCCCACAGUCGGAAAAUGAGCCUGGUUGGGACAUCGAGAUUCAAGAUGACGUCAUGGAGGAGUGCAACAAACAUGGUGGAAUUGUCCAUAUAUAUGUCGACAAGAACUCACCUCAGGGCAACGUGUACGUAAAAUGCCCCACUAUCCCAACUGCGAUGGCUGCGGUGAAUGCCCUACAUGGACGGUGGUUUGCAGGUAAAAUGAUCACUGCGGCGUACGUACCCCUUCCAACCUACCAUAACCUUUUCCCUGAUUCAGUAACGGCCACCCAGCUACUGAUGCCUUCGCGGCGAUAAGUCUGCCAUGCAUGGCGUAGAUGUUGCAACGGCUGUGGGCUUCAAAAUGUACAUAAUGUUUGCUAAUAUGUUGGGAACUUAUUUACCAGAGUAGCAAAAUACUGCACCAGUCCACCCAAUCUUCAUUCAGAAAUACAAAAGGUUUUGAAGGAUAUUUGUUUUAUUGUUCAAUCUGACAGCCAUCAGGCUGAGCUUGAGUUCUGUAUCCGCACAUUUCUGUUGGUGCACUUGAGCAAAUUACGUUGUGUGUUUCAACCUACAUUGCGAUAAGGAGUUGUUAUACAGUGGUAAGUGGGUACUAAGUAGAUUUAAGUUGAAACUGACCACAAAAGAACCCAUUUUGGGGACAACCCCACCUAAUUAACCUCUGAUUCUAAGUGCAGUUUGCUCUGUCCUCAUCCAAUUACCACUUAUCAUUGUACGUUUUGUCAUUCAGUUCGGCUUUAGAAAUUGAUUUGCCCAGUACGUUUUUCAGUUAAUGUGUUAAAUGAAAAGAACAAUGCCUACAAACACCCAAAAACAGAUCUAUUUUUUUGUUGUUAACAACUUCAAGGUAUUCAUUGUGUUUGAGAUCACUAAGUUUUUAACAUUUGUAAUCAAAACUUGAUUUUGUAAAAACUCUUGAUUUAAAUUUACUAUCAAAAUAAGUGAUUUGGGUGGUUCAAUGUGAUGUGCAUUUUGUCUUGUUGACAUUGGAUUGUUUCAUCUGGAAUGAAGGGGGAUGUGAAAUGUGUUUGUAAUAAAAUCCUAGUUUACAACA
Molecule: messenger RNA, 2489 nt
Organism: Oncorhynchus tshawytscha (Chinook salmon)
Lineage: Eukaryota; Metazoa; Chordata; Actinopteri; Salmoniformes; Salmonidae
Product: RNA-binding protein 39
Exons: 17
Coding region: 89-1729 (546 amino acids)
Biological process (GO): mRNA processing
Cellular component (GO): nucleus
Molecular function (GO): RNA binding
Source: RefSeq, a predicted model, not a curated record